AUGCGAAUUGAUGAACUGGCUGUGGAUCCGUACGCAAAUCGCAAGCUACGCAAAAUUAUCGAUGCCCUGUCCUACGAUGUAUACAGUCAGUGGGUAAAGAAGGGCGAGGAACAGAAUCGAGCUGCUUUGUUUGAGAACGCACCUCGUCGUGAUCUGAUCGAGCCACCGAGCAAAAACGAUGAAGAGGACGAUUUGUUCUACAGUCUCUAUCGAGGUGACACAUUGGACUACAAUGCCUAUGAUCUGGACGACGAGGAGGAUAUGCGGGCUCCCAUUCGUGUCGACUACUAG
This is a messenger RNA of Echinostoma caproni, 291 nucleotides long. The record is from the annotation of a GenBank genome assembly. Lineage: Eukaryota; Metazoa; Platyhelminthes; Trematoda; Plagiorchiida; Echinostomatidae.